AUCACGUUUCAGUUGAUUAACGAGUCUGUUCGCGAUCGGUUUGGUUUUCUGUUCCCGCCCGUGUCACGUUGUCGUUUGCUUUUUGCUCAAGAUGAUGCAGAAUGUGCUGAAAAAUGCCCUUCGUACGGCAACCAUGUGCCGCAAAAAUAUAAUACAACCGGCAGCUGCGGCCAAGUUUUCCUCGUCCUCGUUCGGUAUAAAUCAGGGAGCCACUGCACCGUUGACCUUCCUAACCGAAGAUGAGCAAAUGAUGAAGGAAACCGUUGCCAAGUUGGCACAGGAGCAGAUCCAACCGCUGGUCGCCAAAAUGGACAACGAACACCAGUUUGAUCCUAGUGUGAUCAAGGCUGUGUUCGAUAAUGGCCUUAUGGGAGUUGAGGUCGGUGAGGAAUACGGUGGAAGCGGGUGUAACUUUAUGACCAUGAUGUUGGUAGUUGAGGAGCUCUCCAAGGUCGAUCCAGCCGUGGCAGCUCUGGUUGAUAUCCACAACACGUUGGUCAAUUCUCUCAUGAUCAAACUGGGUACGGAAGAGCAAAAAAAGAAAUAUCUUCCCAAGCUGUGCCAGGAAUACAGUGGCAGUUUCGCACUUUCGGAACCAUCGGCUGGCUCGGAUGCGUUCGGCUUGAAGACAACUGCCAAGAAGGACGGCAACCACUACAUUCUGAAUGGAAGCAAAAUGUGGAUUUCCAAUUCGGACAUGUCUGGAAUGUUCCUGAUCAUGGCCAAUGCGAACCCAUCGGCUGGGUACCGUGGAAUUACGACCUUCAUUGUAGACCGCGAAAUGGAAGGUUUCACUGUAGGCAAACGUGAAAAUAAGCUCGGAAUCUGCGCCUCAGGUACCUGUCAGCUUCAUCUGGACAAUGUGCGCGUUCCCGAAGAGAACAUUCUUGGAGAACUGGGCAAGGGCUACCAGUAUGCCGCAGGUUUCCUCAACGAAGGUAGAAUCGGAAUCGGCGCACAGAUGAUUGGACUGGCUCAGGGAUGUCUGGACGCUACCAUCCCAUACCUACUGGAGCGGAAACAAUUCGGAUCGGAUAUUUACUCGUUCCAGAGUAUGCAACAUCAGAUCGCGACAAUCGCAACCGAAAUCGAAGCCGCACGACUGUUGGUUUAUAACGCUGCACGUCUCCAGGAAGCUAAGGUACCCUUCCUGAAGCAGGCCGCUAUGGCCAAAUUAUACGCCUCGGAAGUUGCCCAGCGAACCACGGUUAAGUGUAUCGAUUGGAUGGGAGGAGUUGGCUUCACCAAAGACUUCCCACAGGAGAAAUUCUACCGUGACUGCAAGAUUGGCGCCAUCUACGAGGGAACGUCCAACAUGCAGCUCAGCACCAUUGCCAAGGUUAUGAAGAAGGAAUAUCAGGCAUAAAUCUUUUGUGGAACACCAAUUUUCCCAAAAAAUCAACCGUCUUCCAGUUACGUAAUCGAAUUUGCGUUUCAUCAACGAGCACCUUCCAGAAACAAGAUUCAUAUCUGCAAAAUAAAAAAAAAACUUCUAACACAUACAUCGCAACUGCCAACCAAUGAUUCGAUCAACGACAACCAUACAGCGAGAAUUCUGAUAAAGCAAUUCCACACAUGUUCGUUGGGGCAAAAUAAUAACUGAUCUCCUUGCCCCAAAAUCGCACGAGAGCUGAAUGAGUUUCUAAUUCCAGUUGCGAUGUGCUCUGUACGUUGAAUACCUUGAGCUCAAAAGCGAACGCCCCUUGAGUGAGACGGCACGCUCGCUUUUAUGGACGAUGAACGUACGCAAAUACGAAAAAAAAAUCUAAUCUGAUGAUAGAAAAGCCGCAUUUGCUGAAUAGAUAAGCAAUCGCAAUAACAAUAAUUGAAAAAGGGAACCGAUGCAUUUAAAAACCAUUAAUUUCUAUAUACAUUUUGCAAUUAUAAUAAUUUAAGUAUACAGUUAGCACAAGCAUUUAUCGCGCUCAAUUACCAAUUCUAUGUGAAAACUUUUUUCCCGCGGUGAUAAAGUUGGGAGUAGACGUCGAAAAAAAUUAUUAUGAAUAGAGGUGAUAAUAAUUCAAUACGCAAAUGAUCUAUGUUGAAGUAACAAAAAAAAACUCACAAUACGGAAUUUGAGAUCCAAUUGUUGUUGGAAAUUUGAUACUGUGCGAUAAUGGUAAAAUAAAAUCACUUUUCAAUAAA
Messenger RNA from Uranotaenia lowii, 2145 nucleotides. RefSeq names its product short/branched chain specific acyl-CoA dehydrogenase, mitochondrial. The transcript has a single exon. NCBI's taxonomy places the organism in Eukaryota, Metazoa, Arthropoda, Insecta, Diptera, Culicidae. The coding region runs from base 92 to 1366 and encodes 424 amino acids. The record is from RefSeq and is a predicted model, not a curated record. Gene Ontology annotation, cellular component: mitochondrion. Gene Ontology annotation, molecular function: acyl-CoA dehydrogenase activity; flavin adenine dinucleotide binding.